This is a messenger RNA of Trachymyrmex septentrionalis, 1782 nucleotides long. RefSeq lists its product as uncharacterized. The transcript has 4 exons. NCBI's taxonomy places the organism in Eukaryota, Metazoa, Arthropoda, Insecta, Hymenoptera, Formicidae. The coding region runs from base 12 to 1001 and encodes 329 amino acids. The record is from RefSeq and is a predicted model, not a curated record.
UGGCGGCGAAGAUGCAAGGCUGGUUUAAUCGCGACGAGGAUGGCAAGGUGAUCAUAGACAGCAAUGGGUUUGUCACGAUCACCUGCGAAGGUAAUGAGGAAAAUGUAGUCUUUCAACUGCAUAUAUCAGAGAUCGACGAGAAAGCCGAACAGAUGUGCUUCAAUGUCAAUGGCAAAGACAUAUAUAUUGAUGUUGUUCCAUUUGAAACAAAUGAAAAUGAUUCCGAGGGUGAUAAGAUCAUGAUUGAAUCAGAGAGCAAGGAGUCCAAGGAAGAAAAGUUUAAUAAUACUCCAACAACAAGUAAAAAUGGAAACGCAAUUUUUCCUUGGUGCGACGCCUCGACAAAGAUCUUCUUGAGAGAGUACAAACUGAAAAAGGAAUUAGUAAAGCAUCGAAAGUUAAAAAAUAUGAAGAGGGCAUAUCAGGAAAUAGCCUAUAAUUUGGCGGAGAAUGGCUUUAACGUAUCGCCCUUGCAAGUGGAAAAUAGAUACAAAACGCUUAAACGUGCUUAUAAGAACAUGAUAACGCACAACAGGAGGAGCGGGAGAGGAAAAUAUAUCUGCAGUUACGAAGAUGAUCUGGUUGAGAUAUUUUCCAAUGAUAUAUAUGACACGAAAAUGAAUGAUGAAGAUGAUGCAAAGGACCCAAAGGAAACACUUUCACCUAUUACUCAAAAAAAUAAUUCGUCUAGUGAGACGUUUCGUUUGAAGACUCUUCAACAUAAUGCCAGAUUGGAGGCUCAGAAUGUGAAGAUAAUUGAGAAUCUACAAAGCUGUCAGCGUUUAUUGAAGAAUUUAAUCACUUCUUUGGAUAGUAAAAAUAAAAAUUCCAAUUACGUACCAAGUGGAGUCUUGCAGAUAUGCAUGGAGAUGCGGGAUAUACAAAAAGAGGCAAGUGCACGUACAGAAGAACAAAGGGAGAAGGCUAAGGAACAGAGAGAGAAGAGGAAUAACUUACUGGAAGAAAUUGUAACGAUUCUUAAGUCUAGAAAAGACACGUAAUACAAUCCAUAUCAGACAAGUGUUGGACUCAUCCUCAAUAGUUAUAGAAUAAUAGAAUUUAUUUAUUCUUUUAAAUGCAAAGAGAUAACUUUCUUGUUGUGUAUUUUUAUAAUUUCAUCACACGAUUAAUACACAUUGCCUUCCUAGUAAAGUUUGUUCUGUGUACAUUAUAAUAGAUUUCAUUAUAAUAUAAUAGAAUUUUUAAGAACAAUGAUUAUUGUAUAUUCAAUGAUAUUGAGGUUAUGUCAUGGAGCUAGUGUGAAUAUUUUUAUUAUAGUCAAGCUACAUACAUUUUAUAUAAGGUGGCUUUUAUUUUUUACAUGAGUUUUAAAUUCUGCCGUGACUAUUGUGGCAAAAUUUUAGAACACCACUGAAGAAUCAAACAUCACAGAGGACAGAUUAUUACUACGACGGCAGUCAAAGUGUUAACUUGUCUAGCGAGAUGAUUAUAAAAAAUAGAUAAAAAUAAUUGUAUACUUAUUAAUACAAAAAGUAUCAAGUAAAAUUUUCAUCUGUAAAUCUAAGUUACACAUGAGGAUCAAGAUUUAGGGGCUCAUUCUGUAACUUAACUGUACAAGCACGCGAUCAGACUAGAGAUUGAUUUUCUUUCUUCUGAUUAAAUUCCAACGCAAUCUGAAUCUCUAGUCUUACCUUUUACAGUUAAGAAUUAUAGGCUCCUACAAAGUCUAAAAAUUCUGCUCACUACAAAUCAACCACUUUUUUUGUCUGUCACCACUAAUUUAAGUUACUUUACUGUAAAGAUAAAAUUAGAUUAAGAUAA